ACCAUCAUCUCUCUUCCUUGUUUUAAGUUUGUUCUCAUCAUCAUCAACAAUCAAAACCCUCCUCCUCAUAGUUUUUCCCACUUUCAGAAACACCACCAGAAGAUGCAAAAUCAACUCACUCCGAUUCACAAUAAAACUUCAUCACCUUCUUCAACAACUCCAAAACCCUCGCUCACUGAUAAUAACUAUAAUGAAUCCCAAAACUCUACUAAAAAGCUUGAAAUCUCUAACAAUGGCAGCAGCAGACAAUUGUUUGAUCUAAACGAACCAUGUUAUAUCUCAUCUGAAGAAGAAAAAGAACAAGUGAAGGAGAAAUUAGUUGAAAUUUCUGAAGAUAAACAUGUAAUCAAGAACAAGAUUGAUGAUGAAUCUAAUAAUAACAAUAAACAAGUCGAGAUUCCUAAACAAGAAGAAGAAGAAGAAGAUAAACCCAUUAUUAGUACUGGUAAUAAUAAGAAACAGAAAGAAUAUGAAGUGUUUGUUGGUGGGCUUGACAGAGAUGCAGAUGAAGAUGAUUUAAUGGAUGUUUUUAAAAGAGUUGGGGAAGUUAUAGAAGUCAGAUUAGUGAAGAGUAAAUACUCUAAUAAGAAUAAGGGUUUUGCUUUUGUUAGAUUUGCUUCUGUUGAAUUGGCUAAAAAGGCUGCUGCUGAGCUCAAUUACACCCUAAUAAGAGAUAAAGUCUGCGAAGUAACGAGAAACAAUGACAAUGAAACACUACAUUUGGGUAACAUUUGCAUGACAUGGACUAAAGAUAUGCUUGUAGAAAAGUUGAAGUCAUAUGAUCUAGAAAACCUUGAACAAGUUGAUCUGAUAGAGGACCCAAAUGAAAGUGGAAGAAAUCGAGGCUAUGCAUUUCUUAGUUUCAGCACUCACAUGGAUGCUGUCGCUGCUUGUAGCAAACUGCAUAAAUUGAAUCCACAUUUUGGUAAAAGUGUGAGAGCAGAUAUUGCAUUUGCAAAAUCUGCUGUUGAACCGGAUGAAGAUGUUAUGGCUCAGGUCAAAUCUGUUUUCUUGGAUGGUUUGCCUGAUGACUGGGAUGAAAAUACGGUUUACAACCAUCUUAAGAAGUAUGGUGAGAUUGUAAAUGUGACACUUGCUCACAGUAUGCCUUCUGCCAAGCGCAAGGACUUCGGGUUUAUCAACUUUAGUACCCGAGAGGCAGCGCUUGCUUGCAUUGAUGGUGUGAACAAAGAUGGUGUAGAUGAUGAUGCUAAUAAGCUUUUACUGAAGGCCUCUCUACGGAAGCCUCUGCGGAAGCGUACAAUGGUGAUGGGUGGUUGGAGAGGUAACUCUAGCAGAACAAGUUACGAACGUGGAUUUGGUUCUUCUCACACAAGCAGACCAAGCAGAAGUAUACAGUCACCUAGUCAGGAUCAAGAUCGUCGAUUUGUAAGUAGAUACUCGAGGAGAGAAGAUGAUUAUGAAAGAGAAGCAUCCCCUCCUGCUGAGAGAUACAGUUCCCAGUUUAGAAGGGAGUCUGUGCGUCAAGUUCCCACACAAACGCAUGCUCCCAGCAGAUCUAGAGAAACAUAUUAUGAGGGUCGUUCAUCUAGUAGACGUUCGUCAGCAACUUAUCAGGAUAUUUCGACGUCCUACUGUCAAAUUCCUUCUCAGAGACGAUAUGUUGAAGACUUUUAUGAUCCUCCAGAAUAUUAUGAAGAUGAUGCAGUAGAAGAUUUUGAUCAUUCUACUCCAUCUAGGUACAAACGUCCGUAUGCUUAUGAGGAUGAUGAGCGUCUGGUGUCGAGACCUCUUACAAGGAGUACCAGAGCUCGGUGGUCAGAAUUGGAGGCAGAUGAUUAUGCUGAACACGAUGUCUCCUCGUACGAUGAAUACUCAAGGAACAUGCCGGAUGACCGCAUUGUUUAUGAAACUCGAGGCCGUGCUAGUCAGUAUGUGCCUAAAAGUGGUGCCUCUCGAUCAUACUACUACUAAAUUGUGAGCACUUGUUAUUGUUCGGCUUCCAAAAGUUACUUUCCCAAGACCAACCUUCAUUGUAAUUUCUGUUACAUUGGUUGAAAAUUUUGGAACUAGUAUUUCAGCCCUGAUAUUGUCAGGGUCUGAUCUUCUGGUUUGAGCUGAGCAAUACUCUCUGGACGAGCCACGCUGCCUUCAAGUUAGCAACUGCACAUGGUGAACCGAAGCUUCUGAAGUAACACGAGGGUUCGGUAAAGUCGCCAAGUCAAAAUGUGGCCUUUAUCAUCAGUAGUUGGAAGAUAAUCUGAGGAUCCCUUAUCAACAUUUUUGACAAAGUUUUUUAGAAAGAGACUGCCUAUUACUAAAUACGCAAAAGCAAGAUUUAGGAAACAUGAGUUGGAGAAUGAUGGAGUUCCUUGGAUCAGGUUUGAUCUCUCAAAGCUAAUUUUGUCAAUUCCUUUUUUAUUCGUCGACUUUGAACCAAUAGAAGACUGUUUUAUUGCAGAAACACAACUUAGCUGUUUACUUUAACUUAAUCUUCUUUUUAAGAUUUUGUUCAUUUCUGACUGGACUAAAUAAUACUUGUACAAUUUGGGUUCUUUUCUUGAGUCAAGGCUUGCUUUAUAAUAUAUGUAGGGAAGAUUAAUAUAACACCAGUUUCAGUAGUCUUGAGCAUCAUGUCACCCAUUAUUGGCUUUAGACAUUUGAUUUACCUCUUUAUGUAAAAACGAAGGUUUAGUUUAUUGUGUGUUUAUUCCAA
Papaver somniferum (opium poppy) is the source of this 2677-nucleotide messenger RNA. RefSeq names its product heterogeneous nuclear ribonucleoprotein Q-like. The coding region runs from base 103 to 1935 and encodes 610 amino acids. NCBI's taxonomy places the organism in Eukaryota, Viridiplantae, Streptophyta, Magnoliopsida, Ranunculales, Papaveraceae. The record is from RefSeq and is a predicted model, not a curated record. The transcript has 9 exons. Gene Ontology annotation, cellular component: nucleus. Gene Ontology annotation, molecular function: mRNA binding.